Messenger RNA from Linum trigynum, 1398 nucleotides. NCBI's taxonomy places the organism in Eukaryota, Viridiplantae, Streptophyta, Magnoliopsida, Malpighiales, Linaceae. The record is from the annotation of a GenBank genome assembly.
AUGGGAAUGAAGUGGGUUCCUAGAAGUGGUGCGGCAAUUGUUCUUGCCCUAUCUCUGCUGCUACUGGGUUUUGCAGCAGAGGUCAGCAAUGGCGGAAUAACCAGCAGCUUCUUGAGGAAAUACGACCUUUCCAAAGACAUGACGCUGGACAGCGACGUGUUCAAAGCCCCUCCUGGCUACAAUGCUCCUCAGCAGGUGCAUAUUACACAAGGAGAUAUGGAGGGGAAGGGUGUUAUAGUGUCGUGGAUUACACCAGAUGAGCCAGGCUCCAAUAUUGUGCUGUAUUGGGCUGAAGGCAACGCCAAGCAGAAGAGUCAGUCUGAAGGGACUGUUUUGCAGUACAAGUAUACCAAUUACACAUCUGGUUACAUUCACCACUGUACCAUCAAAGGUUUGGAGUUUGAGACAAAGUACUACUACGAGGUGGGGAUUGGCAGCAAAUCCAAACGCCAGUUCUGGUUCACAACCCCUCCUAAACCUGGCCCUGAUGUCCCUUACACUUUUGGCCUCAUAGGGGAUCUUGGUCAGACUUAUGAUUCCAACACGACGGUUGACCACUACAUGUCCAAUUCGAUGAACCCACAGACGUUGUUGUUCGUCGGCGACCUGUCUUACGCCGAUGCUUACCCGUUGGGCGACAACUCGAGGUGGGAUACAUGGGGAAGGUUCACCGAGAAAUUGGUCGCGUACAAACCUGCGAUUUGGUCUGCAGGAAACCAUGACAUCCAAGUCCUCCCUGAGAAUGGCGAGAACGAACCAUUUCAACCUUAUAUCAAACGUUACCCAACGCCCUACAAGGAAUCAGGGAGUUCAUCUCCAUUGUGGUACUCCGUCAAGAGGGCUUCUGCCUACAUCAUUGUCCUCUCCAGUUACUCUGCUUCUGGGAAGUACACUCCACAAUACAAGUGGCUGGAAAACGAGUUCACAAAAGUCAACCGGACGGAGACGCCAUGGCUGGUAGUGGUGAUGCACGUCACGUUCUACACGGGCUACGACGUUCACUUCAUGGAAGGGGAGACCAUGCGAGUUGUGUACGAGAAGUGGUUCGUGGAGAAUAAGGUCGAUGUCGUCUUCGCCGGCCAUGUUCACGCUUACGAACGCUCGGAACGCGUGUCCAACAUCAAGUACAAGGUAACAAACGGGAUCUGCAAUCCCAUAAAAGACGAAUCUGCUCCCGUUUACAUCACAAUCGGAGACGGUGGGAAUCUCGAAGGAUUGGCUACUGGCAUAAUUGAUCCGCUGCCAGAGUACUCUGCUUUCAUCGAACCGAGCUUCGGGCACGCGAUCUUCGACAUAAAGAACAGAACGCAUGCGUAUUUCGGCUGGCAUCGGAAUCAGGAUGGGUACGCGGUUGAAGCUGAUACCAUGUGGCUGCACAAUAGGUACUGGAAGUCUUGA